UCUUAUAAAUUUGACCAAACCCUUAAGAUCUAAUUUUCUCUGUUUGAUUUUUCCUCCCAACAAUGGCGGCUUCAUCAUCUUCUUCCUCUGACGUCUCCUCUGACUCUUCAGACUCUCAUCGUCGCCGUAAGGAUUGCCGUCGUCACCGUAGAAACGAUCGAGACAGAGACUCGCUCAAAGUACGGAAGAAGAGCCGAUCCACCUCGAAAAAACGCCGUAGACGCCAGCACUCCUCCGAUUCCUCCGAUUCUUCUUACUCCGAUUCAUCCAGUGAGAGCUCAGAUAGUGAGCACGAGAGGUCACGAAGGCACAAGAAGCAUGAAAAGCCAAAGAAGGCUAAGGAUAAGGAACGAAGCAAGAGUCAUCGUCAUAAACGGCAUAAGAAUAGAGAUAGAAAGAAAGGGGAAGGAGAAGGAAGCAGCGGGCCUGUUAAACUAUCAAAGUUGUUGAACCGUGACAAAGAGGAUGGUGAGCGUAGAAGUGCUGUUUCAGGGAAAAAAAUUCUGCUGAAGGUUGACAAGUCCAAAGAGGACAAAGCUGCAGAGAGCAAAAGAAAUGAACUACUUAAGUUCUUAAACGCAAGUUUUGACUAGUAUUUUUCGCUUUUGUCUCCAUGACAGGAUCUCAAGAACAACAAGAAUGUAAGAUGCUAUCUGAUUAGAUUCUAGUUUGCGUAUCCGUUUGGUGAUUCGGAUGCUUGUUUUGUUUAUCCAGAGGACUAAGCCUGUCAUGGAUUUGAGUUGUUAUUAUAGCCAUUUGAACUUAUAUUUUGACUUCUAUUCUCUUGUUUGGUCUUAAAA
Arabidopsis lyrata subsp. lyrata is the source of this 800-nucleotide messenger RNA. Its product is annotated as protein FAM133B. Lineage: Eukaryota; Viridiplantae; Streptophyta; Magnoliopsida; Brassicales; Brassicaceae. The record is from RefSeq and is a predicted model, not a curated record. Bases 63 to 593 code for a protein of 176 amino acids. The transcript is spliced from 6 exons.